AUGGCCGAAUCGCUAAACCCCACGAUUCCCACGCCGACCUGGUCUUUCGGCAACGUGGCAGCAUCGUCUUCUCGGGAGACCACUCCACAAGCCGUACAGCCGGAUCCAGCCUCAUCGUCUAGUGAGGAGCCCGCGCAUGGUGACAGUGCGCAAAACACCGAGGAGAAUCCAUCACAGACAGGCAGACGUUACCCGCCCCGAACAUGCAGAAUCUGUUUCGAAGAGGUCGAGCCGACGUUCGAGGCCCCGAACCUGUCCACUCAGUAUCUCGGAGGAAAGCCACGUGUGAGAUAUGUAUCGGAUGAACCGGAGCUUGGCCGGCUCAUGCGCCCUUGCAAGUGCAAGGGAUCGCAGAAAUAUGUCCACGAGGGUUGCCUCCGGGCUUGGAGGGGAGCUUCGCCCGCGGAUCGAAACCUUUGGCAAUGCCCGACCUGCAAGUACGAGUACAAGCUAAGCAGCUUAAAAUGGUCAAAAUGGAUCAACAGCGGGAUCCUCCGUGCGUUCCUGACCGCAACGAUUAUGGUCUUUGCCCUCUUCCUAUUGGGCUUUAUCGCCGAUCCGAUUAUCAAUAUCUGGAUCGACCCUGCCGGUGCUGUUGUGGAUGUCGUCAGGGGAGGCCUUGAUGGCUUCGAAGAAAUACUAGAAUACAUCCCCGACGACGAACCAGACACCUGGUUUGUGCACUUCUCGAAGGGCUUACUGUCCCUGGGGCUGGUGGGCCUUGUCAAGGUAUUUCUUGGCUUAGGCCCUCUUCACUGGUUCAACGUCAGACUCGGUGGUACCAGGCGUGGGAGAGGUAGGGACAGGCUUGAGAAUGUCAGUUGGUUACUGGUGGCCGUGGGAGUCGCCACAUUCAUAGGGGCUGUCUGGAAGGGUGUGAGUGCUGUUUGCGCGCGGUAUCUUAGCCAAGUCAGCGACGACAUCAUUGAUGUACCCGAAGAAAAAGAUGAAGAAGACGAGGGCGAGGACGAGGGUCAAGGGCAGCAGGCAGAGUCCAAGAAGGAUCAGUGA
Messenger RNA from Diaporthe batatas, 1011 nucleotides. RefSeq lists its product as uncharacterized. Gene Ontology annotation, molecular function: zinc ion binding. The transcript is spliced from 2 exons. The record is from RefSeq and is a predicted model, not a curated record. Lineage: Eukaryota; Fungi; Ascomycota; Sordariomycetes; Diaporthales; Diaporthaceae. The coding region runs from base 1 to 1011 and encodes 336 amino acids.